Cyclocybe aegerita is the source of this 774-nucleotide messenger RNA. The record is from the annotation of a GenBank genome assembly. Lineage: Eukaryota; Fungi; Basidiomycota; Agaricomycetes; Agaricales; Hemipholiotaceae.
AUGUCGUACUUAGGACCGCAGAAUCGGGACCUAGAGAGAGGGGAAGAACAUGAUCCCCUGAACAUGGAUACCCCAAAUGGACCGGAACCGCCAGUAGCUACACGGUCCAUCUAUGCCCUCACUCGCAAAGAGAUCACUCGGGGCCUCGCGAACCGCUUUGUGCAUUCGCGGACAUACAUCUUUCUGUACCUGGCGAUGGCAAUGCUCUCGGUGACUACCAUUGUGCUGAGCCUUACGGACGAAUGUCCCGGAGUCGCGUUCUUCGUACUGGAAGUGAUCAUCAAUACCUCUAUGAUCUUAGAAGUCGGAAUUCGCUUUGUUGCGCUGGGCAAGCAAUUCUGGAAAUCACCAUUUAACGUUGUGGACCUGAUACUUACCCUGUUCUGUGCGGUGACGCUGCUAGUGCUGGUGUUUGCGAAAUGCGGUUCGGGGAGUAAGGAGGAGGAGAUCUUUGACACGCUGUUACUCGUGGCUCGGAAUGUUCUUCAGUUUGGGCGGUUAGCUGCCGUGAUGAGACAAUCGGGACAAUCUAUAUUUUCGAGACCGAAGCCCAUUGACAUCAACACUGCGCGUAGAGCGGGAUUCAUGGACCUGGAUAUGGAGAGUGAUGAGGAGCACGACGAGGAGCUGAGCCGGCCGCUGGUGCGGAACUCUGUGCUGUUCGACGCGGAGAACGAGCGGCGGCCGCAGCGAUUCACACCGACGCCGAUGCCUCGAGCUGCGCAGGCGGCGCGGGACCGAGACGCGGAGGAUGUGUGGGCAGAACUAGGCUGA